Xyrauchen texanus (razorback sucker) is the source of this 3336-nucleotide messenger RNA. RefSeq names its product protein starmaker-like. The record is from RefSeq and is a predicted model, not a curated record. Lineage: Eukaryota; Metazoa; Chordata; Actinopteri; Cypriniformes; Catostomidae. The coding region runs from base 65 to 2518 and encodes 817 amino acids. The transcript is spliced from 22 exons.
UCCAUUUAGGCUUCAGACCUGAAUCACCUGAGCGCAUCUCAUACUGCAUUUCAGUCUUAUUGCAAUGCUGUCCCGGACGUUGUUAAUUCUGUUGGUCUUUACAUUAGUGAGUGUCUCCAUCUCUGCACCAAUCAACGAUGGAACAGAUCAUGAUGAAGCGUCUGCUGCACUGCUAGAAAUCUUAAGCGGUCACAUUAAUGCAGCACUUCCAACUGCAAGCCCGGUGAAUGGAGACUCAGGAACUACAGAUGGGACGGACUCAUCAGAGAAACAAGGAGGUCCAAGUGACUCCUUUGACACUACAGACAAAUCAGAAGUUGAUGGCGCCCCUGACACAUCCUCAGACACAAUCAGUGACACAAGCAUGGAUGAAGCCACCAGCGGCCCAGAUUCCAUAGAUACAACAGAUAUAGACAAAGAUACAGGUACAGAUACGGAAACAGAUCCUAACACAGAUGCAUCAAAGGAAAAGACAGAAGAAAACAAUGAGAAGCCAUCAGCAGAAGACAAAACAGAUGCAGACCAUGUUGACACAGACUCUAAGGAAAAGGAAUCAACAGACAAGGACGAAAUCAUGGAUACAGAUGAUGCAGAUUCUGACAAAGACAACACAGAUGUGGACACAGACGAAAAGAGUGAAGAGAAAGACGAGAAAGAAUCCAGCAAAGACUCAGCGGAUGAGGGACGAGAAACCUCAGAGACGCCAGACAAAAGUGAAUCUGACAGCGAUGAGUUCAAAGAUUCAGACAACACCAACAACCAGGAUUCAGAUGCAAAAGACACAGACAGCACUGAGAAAAAAGACAAGGACAUUAAAGACACUAAAAGUGAUGCAGACACUGACGAGAAAGACAAGGACAGCAUCCAAGACACGGCAGAUUCCAGCACCGAGGUCAAGGACAGGGACAGCACUGACACAAAAGACACUGAAGAUGACGGAGACAGUGAAAAGGACACCAAAGAUAAGGAGGAGACCAAUGAGAAAGGUGACAAGAGUGAUGAGAGAAACAAUAAAGAGGACGAGUCCAAAUCAGAGAAACGAGACAAAGGAGACACCACUUCGAAAGAGGACACCACAGCCAGUCAGUCUGAUGAAAGUCCACAAGAGGAAAUGACAGAAGACAAACAGGAAGACAAGUCCGAUGCCGAGAACUCCAGCGUGGACUCGGACUCAGAGAGCAAGGAAGACAGCAAAGAGAAAGACCAGGAUAAAGACCUGGACACAGACUCUCACAGCAAGGAGGACAGCAAAGACAAAGACCAGGAUAAAGACCCGGACACAGACUCUGACAGCAAGGAGGACAGCAAAGACAAAGUCCAGGAUAAAGACCCGGACACAGACUCUGACAGCAAGGAGGACAGCAAAGACAAAGACCAGGAUAAAGACCUGGACACAGACUCUGACAGCAAGGAGGACAGCAAAGACAAAGACCAGGAUAAAGACCCGGACACAGACCCUGACAGCAAGGAGGACAGCAAAGACAAAGUUAAGGAUAAAGACACAGACUCUGACAGCAAGGAGGACAGCAAAGACGAAGACCAGGAUAAAGACCCGGACACAGACUCUGACAGCAAGGAGGACAGCAAAGACAAAGUUCAGGAUAAAGACACAGACUCUGACAGCAAGGAGGACAGCAAAGACAAAGACCAGGAUAAAGACCCGGACACAGACUCUGACAGCAAGGAGGACAGCAAAGACAAAGUUCAGGAUAAAGACCUGGACACAGACUCUGACAGCAAGGAGGACAGCAAAGACAAAGACCAGGAUAAAGACCUGGACACAGACUCUGACAGCAAGGAGGACAGGAAAGACAAAGAACAGGAUAAAGACCCAGACACAGACUCUGACAGCAAGGAGGACAGCAAAGACAAAGAACAGGAUAAAGACCCGGACACAGACUCUGACAGCAAAGAGGACAGCAAAGACAAAGACCAGGAUAAAGACCUGAACACAGACUCUAACAGCAAGGAGGACAGCAAAGACAAAAAACAGGAUAUAGACCAAGUCGCAGAUUCUGACAGCAAGGAGGACAGCAAAGACCAGGAUAAGGACCAAAAUACAGACUCUGACAGCAAGGAGGACAGCAAAGACAAGGACAAGAGCAGCACAGAAUCUACAGACACAGAAACACCUGAUAAAGACAGCAAGACCAACAAAGAUAGUUCAGAAAUUGGAGGGGAAGAUACAGAUGAAGACAAUGACAGCAUCAUGGAAAAAGAGAAGCAAGAUUCGCCAGAUUCAUCAAUGGAAACACAUGAUGACUCAGAUGUUGAUUCCAAUGAUGACCCUGACGAUGAUUCCACAGAUGCUACCGAGUCAAUGUCACAUGAGGAAAACGCUGAUUCAGAUAGCCACGAUAUUUUAGAUGAUGAUGACGAUGAUAUUGAUGUCAGUGAUGAUGAUGUCAUGCAUAACGAUAAGGCCAUAGCUUCUAAACUGCACGAUGUACCAGAUCAUCUUGAUGACACAACACAAGGAUCAGAUAUUGGCAGCAAAACCCCCAUGCCAAGCUCCUAGCAACCAGGACACUUCAAUUGAUCAGAAUUUUUCUGGAGAGAUGUUAAAAGAAACAACUGAGACACUCAUGAUAACCAAAGUUUCACGUCCCAUUAAAACACUUCAUUGACACGCCCCUUUCACCCUCUAUAUUUUCUCUCUCGUAUGGUGAAGGUUCUUUCUAGGGGUUCUGGGAAUGCAGAUUAAAUUAUUCGUCAGUUUGAUGUACAUUCCAUUUGAAUUGUGUCCUAAUUCUAGAUUGUUUUGUUAUCUUUUGAUAUAUUCAUUUUAACAAUUUUAGAGGGAAAUAUAUGAUGAACAGUGCGAGUCUGGAAUCUCGUGUAUUUGUGUUUGUUUAGGAUCUAAAUAUAUUGCAUUACAAGUGACAGAUUUAGCCAAGACAGCUGAACUAAUUGAAGGAUUUUCAAGAAGUCCAACAGAUUUAUUACAGUGGUCUCUGUGUGUCCUGUGUUUUCUAUUUCUUUGUCCACACGGUGUCUCCAUCCUUGAUCACGAGACUCUUUUGUUUAUCUGAAAGACUGCAGCUGAUACAACGAGAACAUUUGACUGAAUCUCAGAUAGCCUGAAGUGUCACAAAAUGAGAUAUUUUCUACCCUCCCAAAAGAUGAGUUCAAAUUGUACAGACAAUUUAUGUUAGAAUUUCUGAAGUCUAUAUGUCUCUAUGGAAGAAUAUAAAUACACUAGCAAUGUCAGAGCACAAAUUUGUUUUUUGUUUUUGAAAAAUGUUUUGAAAAAAAAAGGUUACAAAUAAUUUUGUAUAGAUUUAAAGUCGUUUUAUUAUGUACACAGGGAGCAAAUCUAAUAAAGACUGGGCUGUC